Molecule: messenger RNA, 1533 nt
Organism: Cladocopium goreaui
Lineage: Eukaryota; Dinophyceae; Suessiales; Symbiodiniaceae
Source: the annotation of a GenBank genome assembly
AUGGAUCCCGACAGCUCCAACUUCUUGCUUGAGGAAGGGGUUGUGAAUUCAGCCUACCGGGUUGGCCUCUUAUCCUUGUCAGGAGAAGAGGAGGAGCAAUCAGUGCAAAUGAUAGCUAUAGCCCAAUUCAACAGGCGCAAUUUGGUUGCAGUGCCGUCCCAAGCAUGGCACAAGAAGGUUUUGAAGCGCGUGUUGCCGCAGAAUGGGCUGCUGAAGCCCACCGCCAUCGAGGUGCUUGUGGUGGACCCCGAAGACAUGGACACCAUCUUGGAGGGUAUGAAGAUGCGGCUUUGGGUUGGUUUUUUGGUGGACGAGCUCUUCUCGGCGGUCGACUUUUCCCUGAUGGAGUUCGACUCCGACUACUUCUUCGAGGUGAACGGAACGGCCGGUUAUCUUCCUUUUGCGCAGUCUCUCAUGGAAGUUGCCAACGAGCACUACGCUUUCUUUUCUGCGGGAGAAGAAGGAGCCGGCGCAGAUGGCAGUUUGGCCAAUGGUGCCUCUGGCUCGGGAGAUAUGGCUUCGCGUUUGGAGCGCAUGGAAAUCAUGAUGGCCGACCUCUACGAGAAUCUGCCUCAGCGGCUAGCUCGGCCGCUUGUGAGAAGGGAACCAGAGCCUCGAGUUGCUUUCUCUCCCUCGACAUCUUUUCAGCCAAGACAUGGAGGGAGCUUAUCCCCGCCAGCUCAACGGGUCGGCGUCCUUCGGAAGCCUGCGGCGAGCAGCGGAGCAUUAGACCCAAUGUUGGUGUUUGCGGCCAUGCAAGCUGGAGUGGAAGGGGAUGCAUUAGACGAAGUGGCACGGUUGAUGUCAAGGAACCCCAAGGCUUUGAAGGUGAAGGACAUGUCUGCUGGCCUACAACCAGACCCGCUUUCCGAUGCCGAGGAGGACGAGCUCGAGGAGGGCGAUGCUGCAGCCGGUGGCGGCGGAGAUGCGCUGCAGCAGGCGGUGAUCAGCCUCACGGAGAUCAUGAAGUCCUUGACCGACGACAAGAAGAAAUCUUCUGUUUCCAAGAUCGAGAACGCCUUGGAGUAUUCAGGGGCCGUUGGUUCGGGGAAGCGAUCAGCGGCUGCUUGCCGUGCUUUGCGGCAGAUGCUGCUGGCUCACCCCGAGGAGCUGUAUGCCCUUUUGGAGCGGAUGAUGAUGGAGGAUCUGAUGUCGCAGACUCUGGCUCCGGGUCAAGUUCAUGGUGCUCGAGCUCGCCUCAACAUCCUCCUGCUCCAGAUCGACCAGGCGGCUUGCGAUCGGGGCAACUGGACCUUGGCUUCGGAGCUCUCCUUGGAACAUCCUCCCCCCUUUACCUCCUUGCUCCAGCAUUCCCCUCCCGGAGAAGGCGAGCCUCCCUACAGCCGCCUCCUCGACCCACGUUGGGGAGAGAUAGCGAUGGCCUACUUGCGGGAGCAGGAGGACUUCCUCUCCAAGCGAAAGGGCCUCGGCAAGACUGUCAAGAAGGACGAUGGGGAGGACGACAACGACUCUCCGAAAAGGAAGAACAGGCCGAAGGCCAAAGCCAAAGCGUCCUCGGAGGGGGACGCAUGA